This is a messenger RNA of Peromyscus eremicus (cactus mouse), 1744 nucleotides long. It is a transcript of the gene Ackr4, whose product is annotated as atypical chemokine receptor 4. Gene Ontology annotation, molecular function: chemokine receptor activity; scavenger receptor activity; chemokine binding. The transcript has 2 exons. Gene Ontology annotation, biological process: immune response; chemotaxis; G protein-coupled receptor signaling pathway. Gene Ontology annotation, cellular component: membrane. NCBI's taxonomy places the organism in Eukaryota, Metazoa, Chordata, Mammalia, Rodentia, Cricetidae. The coding region runs from base 207 to 1259 and encodes 350 amino acids. The record is from RefSeq and is a predicted model, not a curated record.
UAAGAAUUUGGACGGACUCCACAGGAAGGUUUUACAGAGCACUUAAUCAAGUACUCCGGAGGUUACAUUUCAGGAAAGCUCUCUUGGAUCCAAGAUAAAGGCGGGGUGUAAAAAGCGAAAACAAGAGCCGCCUGAGUCAGACAGAGGUCCUUUGGAAUCCUCCUCACUCAAGACUGCGCCUCUCCCAGCUGAGACAGCUUGGUGCCAUGGCUCUGGAGCAGAACCAGUCAAUGGAAUACUACUAUGAGGAAAACAUAAUGAAUGAUACUUAUGACUACAGCCAGUAUGAAUCAGUCUGCAUCAAAGAAGAGGUCAGGCAGUUUGCAAAAGUCUUCCUCCCUGCCUUCUUCACGAUAGCCUUUAUUAUUGGACUGGCAGGAAAUUCCAUAGUUGUGGCAAUUUAUGCCUAUUACAAGAAACAGAGGACCAAGACAGAUGUGUACAUCCUGAAUCUGGCUGUGGCAGACUUAUUGCUUCUGGUCACGUUGCCUUUCUGGGCAGUUAAUGCAGUUCAUGGGUGGAUUCUAGGGAAAAUAAUGUGCAAAGUAACUUCAGCCCUGUACACGGUAAACUUUGUCUCUGGGAUGCAGUUCCUGGCCUGUAUCAGCAUUGACAGAUACUGGGCAAUCACUAAGGCCCCCAGCCAAUCAGGUGUGGGGAGACCCUGCUGGAUCAUCUGUUGCUGUGUGUGGAUGGCUGCUAUCUUGCUGAGCAUACCCCAGCUGGUUUUUUAUACUGUGAACCAGAAUGCCAAGUGCACUCCCAUUUUUCCCCACCACCUCGGAACAUCCCUGAAAGCAUCCAUUCAGAUGCUGGAAAUCUGCAUCGGCUUUGUGGUUCCCUUCCUUAUCAUGGGGGUGUGCUAUGCCAUCACUGCCAGGACACUCAUCAAGAUGCCGAACAUUAAAAAGUCUCGCCCUCUCAAGGUUCUGCUCACAGUGGUAGUAGUUUUCAUUGUCACCCAGCUGCCGUACAACAUUGUCAAGUUCUGCCAAGCCAUAGAUGCCAUCUACUUGCUGAUCACCAGCUGUGACAUGAGCAAGCGCAUGGAUGUUGCCAUCCAGGUCACAGAGAGCAUCGCACUCUCCCACAGCUGCCUCAACCCCGUCCUGUAUGUCUUCAUGGGGGCCUCUUUCAAAAACUAUAUCACGAAAGUGGCCAAGAAAUAUGGAUCGUGGAGAAGACAGAGACAGAACGUGGAGGAGUUUCCUUUUGACUCUGAGGGUCCUACAGAGCCAACCAGUUCCUUUACCAUUUAAAUAUAAAAUUGCUCUCUGCUUGUUGCUUGGACACACGAGAGAUGCUUCUUCCUCAGAUAAACUAUUUGUGUUACACUGAGACUCAAAUGUCAAACACUAGACUGUUGUUGCGAUGUGUAACAAAGAAGGAGCAAGGGGUGUGGGUAUGAGGAACACAGACGCCAGAGAGUAAACAACAAACGGCAAAACGCGGAAAUUCAAGUUAAUGACAGGAAAACAGCAUGGCAGAACGGCAUUGUGCUAUAAGCAGGAAGCCUUUGUGGUGGUGGGCUGUUUCGCAUCUUGACUGCAGUGGUGGCUACUCAAAUCUAGCUGUGCCCCUCGUGACUUUGAUAGCAACUGUAAUUAUGUAAUAUAAAACCUUGGCUAAUGAGCACCCGAGACCAUGCCGUGUGAUAAGUCACUGGGUAAGGAGCACCCAAGACCAUCCUGUACUGUCUUUGUAACUUCCUGUGAGUAGACAGCAACUUAAAAAUAAAAAGUUA